GACGACGCGUUCCCUUUGUCUAUAAAAGGAAGGGCGACUGCACCUUCUUCUCCUCACUGAGUUGGCGUUUUCUUCUCUGUUAAGUGAUUCGUGUGUUUCGUGAUCUCACCUGAGACAAGUUUUCUUGAUUCUCAUCAGAUAUGGCUGAGGAUCGCCCACCACAUACCGGCGAGGAGGUUGUUGUUUCUGAGAGGGGCUUGCUAGGUGCAUUUAGAAAGAAGGAGGACGAUGAGCAUCACCACGAUCACCAUCACCAUGGUCAUGCUCCUCCUCCCGCAGAGUCGGAGGAGGUGCUCGUUGCGGAGUUCAGCCAAGUGAGCGUGACUGCUGCGGCGGAGCAGGAGAAGAAGGAGACGGAACACCACCAUCAUGGUUUACUGGAGAAACUUCAUCGCUCAGAUAGCUCUAGCUCUUCGAGUGAUGAAGAAGAAGGCGAUUCAGAAGAGAAGAAAAAGAAGAAGAAAGAAAAGAAAAGCCUGAAGGAGAAGCUCAAGGAGAAGAUAUGCGGCGACGAGGAGAAGCCUAAAGUUGAAGGCCAUGGAGUGGUGGUGGUAGAGGCGGAGAAGGACGAAGUAGUGCAGGUUAUAGAAGUGGAGGAACAUCCCCCUGAGAAGAAGGGCUUCCUGGAGAAGAUCAAGGAGAAGCUGCCUGGUGGCGGCCACUCUACGGCUGCACCGCCGCCGCCACCACCACCACCGCCUCCGCCAGUGGUCGAAGCACCGCCAGUUGAUCCCGUGCCACAUCAUCAUCCUGAGGGGCACUGCCAUGAAGGUGAAGGGCCUGCCAAGGAGAAGAAGGGCAUACUGGAGAAGAUCAAGGAGAAGCUGCCUGGCUACCAUCCCAAGAGUGCAGAGGAAAGUGGGAACCAUUAGGAAUGUGCCAAGUGCAUGUGGAUUUUGCCUACCCCUACUACACUACUGCUUGUGAUGUAUUUGUUUGUUUGUGGCCAUUUUGGCAUGGUUUGAUCUCUUCUCUGUCAACACCAUGGGACUGUUGGUUUUGGCUUUUACCCAUAUAAUAUAGUGUUUGCUGUUGUUGUCUUUGUUGAUAA
Molecule: messenger RNA, 1051 nt
Organism: Nymphaea colorata (pocket water lily)
Lineage: Eukaryota; Viridiplantae; Streptophyta; Magnoliopsida; Nymphaeales; Nymphaeaceae
Product: dehydrin COR47
Exons: 2
Coding region: 141-872 (243 amino acids)
Biological process (GO): response to water
Cellular component (GO): membrane
Source: RefSeq, a predicted model, not a curated record